UACAGUAUUUGAAGAAACCUGUACAUGUGAGCAGAAGGAAGUAAGGAAGCACUGUUUCACCACCAUCAUCAUCACUCCACGCUCACUCAAGGACGCGCUCCCUUUCCACACGCUACACACUUUGUUGGAGAGAGAGAGAGAGAGAGAGGGAGUGAGUAAGAGGAGGAGUAGGAGGAGUGGAGUAAGAAAGAUCCAGGUAUUAACUGGAUGUAUGGGGGCAAGCGCAGUCGCUGCUGGCGGAUGGCACAACAAAAGGACAAGAGAAGAUGUGGUGUGCUGAUGGCUCUCUGUCCUCCUCCUUCGCCCUAUAGGAAGUGGGCUUUUAUUCCAAACGGAGACGCAGGUGUCACCUCUUUAUCCCCACUGCUCCCUCCCAACAGCACCUUUCUCAGUUGUCCAUGCGCCGACCGCGCCUCCGCUUCCAAGUCAACACUGGGUGGGUUUUACGUGCCGGAGUAAGACGAAGAAAGAGAGGAAGAGGAAGAAGAACAUCAUGUUAAAUGAAAUGUUUGUGCGCCGCUUCCUUCCGCCGCUGUGAAUGUGAUGAAGAUAAUGAUGAAGCGGCGCCUGCAGCUUGCACUGAUGACUUGAACCGGGGGCAACACAGGAGGGUUGCACACUACAUCACUUAUUCCAUAUAGAGAAGAUUUAUUGAUAACCAUGGCUGACCAGUACAGUAUGUUUCUCACCACGGCACCUCCCCUCCGGCGAGGAAGCACACCUCUGCCUGUCAAACACCAGCUGCGGAGGGAAGAGGCCGUAUCUGACGACUGCGAUUGGAUCCCGGGCUUGGAGGAGCCUGCUAUGUUGCCUAUCAGUGACACAGCUGUGGCUCGGGAUGACUCUUUCGGCCAGUUGGCUGCCACCCAGCCGGCGUACCAUAGCCGUGGCGGCGCAUUGAGAAUAGUACUUUUGGGACAGAACGGUGUUGGCAAGUCAUCGCUGGCGUUGUCUUUGGCCGGGCAGUCGGACAGAUCCCUCUCUGUAGACUCUGAGACGCUAGCAGGUGAGGGCUACGAGUGCACAGUGACAGUCGACGACGAGGACAGCAAAGUCGUCAUUUUCGACAACUGGAAACAGGACUUGUCCACUUUGCAGUGUGAUGUGUGUAUCCUGGUCUUCUCGGUGACUGACAGGCGAAGUUUCCACCGCACCGCCCAGCUCCGCCUCCUCCUCAGGGAGUCCCAGCCACAAACACCAAUCAUCCUGGUGGGCAACAAGAGUGACCUAGUUCGCUCCCGUGAAAUCAGCUCAGAGGAGGCCCAGUCCAGCGCGAUGAUGUUCGACGGUAUCUACCUGGAGCUCUCAGCCUCCCUGGAGCACGGCACCAACGAGCUACUGGAGGCGGCCGUUCGCUCUGCGAGGGGUGACUGUGUCGGCCCCGGCUGGACCGACGGGGACCCCGGGUCGGGCCGCAGGGAGAGCCUGACCAGCCGGGCCAAGCGCUUCCUGGCAGGGCUGGUGCCGCGCUCGUACUGCCGAGACAGGGAUCGAGGACGCUACCGGGAGAUGAGCCGGCACAGAGGCAGCAAGAUCCUACGUCAGAAGUCUCGCUCUUGCCAUGACCUCAGUGCAAUGUGACACGCCUACUUACACACACACACACACACACACACACACACACACACACACCAGAUUGAAAGGUAUAGGGUAGGGAGCUGAAAGAUGAAAGAGGGGACGAGGGUAUCAUUGAGGAUAGAAGGGAAGAGCAAAAAGGGAGGCUACAUAAGGCUACAUCCACACAACUUGGGACGACACCCGCUGUCAAUCACACUGGAGUUCACUCAUCAUUCGCUGUGUGUCAUCAUCUAUGUUCCUCGAAAAUUGGAACGUAAAUGUGUUUAUUAGGCACAUUUUCCCACAGACGAGCGGAGUCACCAAUAUAAUCAAUAUCAUUUUUCUUCCAGGUGGGAUUCCUCCAGCAAAACGGGAGACUAGGCCCACUUCCACUUCCACAUCCACAGUCUGUGUGACAAAAACAUGUGAUUUAGCACCAGACAUGCCUCCUAUCCACACUAUCCUGGCAUUUUGGAGCCCAGAUAAGUAAAGUUUCACAAUGUAAGCACAGAUUUCAGGAAUGAACGUGAAACAGUAAACGUUUAUUCUUCUCCAUGAUGAACGACGGCCCCUUUUUUUGAAGGGUUGAAUAAUUGAUUGAAAAAAAAUUCAAUAUCAAUAUUUGGACUUUGAUACCAAUUCCUGAAAAAAUGCUUUUUUGUGGUACAAAUUUUUAUUAAAUGUAUUUGUACUCUGCACAUGAGACGAUGAUGAUAACUCAGACUCAGACUAGGUUCUGAACAAAAAAGCUCGGGUCAGAAAACUUCACCUUGAGGUCUCAUAAAACAGAAAUCCUCGCUCAUUAUAGAUGCAGUUGUAUGGAUGUAGCCUAACAUGAAUCAGUGAAAGCCAUUUUGCAGAAACAAAGUCUCCUGGAUUGAGGAGGGAAACGGAUUAAGCGAUGGGGUGAAUCGGCGGGUGGAGUGAGAGGGAGGAGUCCACAAAUAAACACACACCCAAGUAGCACGCACUGAGUUCGUAUAGACGGAUAGCAAUCUGAUGUAAACGUAUCGUAGAGCCUGUUUUUCUAGCAUGUCACGUAGAGAGAUUUAAGUGAUCAUCCUGUAGGUUUUACAAUUACAUGAUACUGGAUUGACUGUACCUCAGUGGCCAAUAGCUAAUGCACAAUCUAGCUAGUGUCUCUAGCAUUGCCAUCAAAAGCAAAUCCCUUUAUGUCUGGAAACGCUCCCCCUCUCUCUGCACAUACCAUCCUCACACUGCAUCCACUUUUUGUUUUCCCCGUACUGACUUGAAGAUGUGUUUUAUACACCAGGAAUUUCUCCUCCUUCUUCUUCUUCUUCUUCUUUUUUUUUUUUUACAAUGAAUGGUCGGCGCAAAGAACCCUUUACUGCAGGAGGUGGAGCGACAGGAAGUAAACGAAUAAGACCGGACUGGACUAUUUCUGAAACACCCGCAGGACAAACGGGAGAAAAAAAAGGAGAAGAAGGUGUUUUCAUUUUCUUUCUACCUGCCGACCUUGUUCUGUGUGUUGACUUGACUGACUUGUGUGGGAAUGUUCUGGAAACAUCUCAUUUCAUCCAGCAUGGCGUCGACACGUUUGUCACUGUCUACGAUGCACUGACAAUAAAUGCGUUUUUGUUUGACUUCCUGAA
Solea senegalensis (Senegalese sole) is the source of this 3170-nucleotide messenger RNA. It is a transcript of the gene rem2, whose product is annotated as RAS (RAD and GEM)-like GTP binding 2. NCBI's taxonomy places the organism in Eukaryota, Metazoa, Chordata, Actinopteri, Pleuronectiformes, Soleidae. The record is from RefSeq and is a predicted model, not a curated record. Gene Ontology annotation, molecular function: GTPase activity; GTP binding; calcium channel regulator activity. Gene Ontology annotation, cellular component: plasma membrane. The transcript has 5 exons. Bases 661 to 1581 code for a protein of 306 amino acids.